This is a messenger RNA of Gadus chalcogrammus (walleye pollock), 2633 nucleotides long. Its product is annotated as glucocorticoid-induced transcript 1 protein. NCBI's taxonomy places the organism in Eukaryota, Metazoa, Chordata, Actinopteri, Gadiformes, Gadidae. Gene Ontology annotation, cellular component: cytoplasm. The transcript is spliced from 9 exons. Gene Ontology annotation, biological process: podocyte development. The coding region runs from base 242 to 1672 and encodes 476 amino acids. The record is from RefSeq and is a predicted model, not a curated record.
AUGAGGAAGGUAGGACGACGGGAGAGGCUGAAAAACACACGUUAUACACAACAAGAGUGGAAGAAGUCACUUUAAAAGUUAUAUUUAUCAUGUGUGUGGACACGGGGGACGUGGUUUAGUGUUUCCCAGUCUCUCCGUCUCUUCCUUCUCUUCCGACAGAACAACCGACAACUUUGGAAAACAAAACGUUUUCGGGGACGACACGGGUUGUAAGUUAAAAAAAACAACGUUUUAAAGCACCAUGUCCGCCCCGAGCAACUCGCUACAGCAGCCCCGGGUGAGACGCAGCACGGCGGGCUCCCCCGGCUCCGCCUGCCGCCUGCACCCCCUCCGCGCCACGGUGCCCUACCAGCUGCUCAGCCCCGGGGGGCGCAGCAGCAGCCCGACCCAGCGGACCCAGACCCAGACCCUCUCCGUCGGAGGAGGAACCAACAGUACGUGCAUCUCGAAUCCGGCCAGCCCCAUACUGAACUCUGGUGCCAAUGGCAAGCAAAGACAUUCCCCCGAAAACAAGGACUCGGGUUCCCCCGACUCGGCCGUCUGCAGAGUGGAGAGGUCCAAGUUCCCCGUGCGGGGUACCAGUGCCGUUCUGCGGACGUCAUCCCUUGACGCCAUCACAGGGCCCUACCUCACAGGCCAGUGGCCCCGGGACACUCAGGGGCCCUACUCCUCCUGCAUGAAAGACAAAGCCACUCAGGUACCGGCCGAGCUGACUCCAGGCCCCUGGAUAGACGAAGCUCUGGACCAGGGGAGUCCUCACCAACGAUCUGCCUCCUGGGGCAGUGCAGACCACCUCAAGGAGCAGAUUGCUAAACUGCGCCUGCAGCUCCAGCGCAGCAAGCAGGUCAGCCGCCAGGGCAAAGACAAGGAGCACGGCGCCCCACAGCAGUCCCAGCAGACGCAGUACAGCAACGCCUGCCCCCCCCAGCCCAAGGCGAUGUCCUCCAGCCUGUCUGUGCCCAAGUGCCUGAUCUCCAGGGUGCCCAGCCACGUGGAGGGCAUCAACCACGAGCUGGAGAACGUCUUCAUCAGGGAGGACGGGGAGCAGAGUCUACAGGCCAGGGACGUCAUGGACGGCCGCCGGGCUCCCUUCCCUCCGCAUCGCUAUGGCAACGGCGGGGACACGCGCGACACGGACACCCAGGCGCCGUCCAGCGGCAGCGACAGCAGCCCCUCCCCCCGGCCCGGCAGCCCCGACGGGCUGCGCUCGGUGGGGGGCAGCCCCUGCUCCGUGGAGGACGCCGACAAAGACCUGCCGAAGUUCGCCACGUCCCCCAAACCCAACAACAGCUACAUGUUCAAGAGAGAGCCGCCCGAGGGCUGUGAGAGGGUCAAGGUGUUCGAGGAGUUGGGGUCCAACCGGUCCAAGGGAUUCCCGCUCUUCUCCUGCCCCGACAAAAACAAGGUCAACUUCAUCCCCCGUGGCUCCGCCUUCUGUCCCGUCAAACUCUGCCCCUCCCUCUGCUCCUCCUCCUCCGUCGCCCCCUCGUCCUACACUGACCUCGGUUUCCACGGCAACCCACCGGCGACCACCCCCACCAUCAGAAUCAAAGACACAGACGCGGCGGGCGCGGGCGCCACCGACGGCAGCACAGACACAACGGAUACCAUCAGCACAGACCCGGGCAGCGAGGGCAGCAUCGCUAAGGCACUCGUCGCCAGCAGCAGCUAGACCCGAGCCCGGCUCCCUCCAGCCGGGGGUUGGACCUCCAGAGCUGCCCGCUGCCCCCCGGUCCAGUCCCCCUCCUAAACAUCCCACCCCAGCACCCCCAAGUAUCCAGUGAAGAAUGUUAAGAAUACUCGUCACGCGGAGAUGAGUCCUAUAGCCUUCUGCUGUCUAACCAAACCAGCGCCGCCUUUACGAUGGAGGAAUGUUCUCUUCCCCUUCUCCGCCUCCCUCCCUCCCUCCCUCCCUCCCUCGCUGGAUGAUUGACACUAAGCCCACCGUUGGCAGAGAGUCGGAGAACACGAUCUCCAGGGGAGGUGUGUUGAAGCGAUUUUGGCGGUUGGUGAUUCCGUGGAUACCGAGGAGGGAGAGUUCUCUGCAUUCCCCCGCGGUCACAACGGGAAAAAGGGCACCAAAACAGGAAGAACCGCAGCCUCCAUUAACCCCGAUUGUUAGCCAGCAGGGCCUCAGUCACGUCCCUCUCCACUAUCACGAGCAGUCCCAGUUCCCCUAAAGAUGAAGGCCGUCUUGGGCCUGAUACCUUUCUGUUCUGGGUGUGUGGUGAGCCGUCUGGGUGCUCGUGUGGGAUCUACCUUGAGCUGCCUUGGUUCUCGUCAGGCUUUUGGGAACAACCCCUCUCUCGCAACUAACGCAGUGCUCUACCGCCUUCCUCACGGUGACAACCAGCCAACGGGCCUUAGUAACCAGGCAGCCAUCUUGGUUCUGAUUCAGAAGGCCAACCGGGCAAUGGAACCAAAUGCCGAAGAUAAGAUGGCCGCCCGGUGAACAAGCCUAAUAACACACAAAACGCUUUGAUUAUUUUAUUUUGGUUGCAAAAAAAUAGAGAGGAUAUAAGACUGUUCAGUGUAUUGUGUUCAGUAGAGAGCAGUUCUUUUCAAGAAAAUACUAAAAAGGAGAAAAAAAAUGAAACUGAAAGGGAGUGCAGGGCAGAGACAGGGGAACCGUU